This is a messenger RNA of Lachancea fermentati, 378 nucleotides long. NCBI's taxonomy places the organism in Eukaryota, Fungi, Ascomycota, Saccharomycetes, Saccharomycetales, Saccharomycetaceae. The record is from the annotation of a GenBank genome assembly.
AUGUACACGCCAGCGGAGUUGGAAGGGUUUGUAAGGCAGUUCCAAGAGGAAGAGCUGAGUGCGAACGCCGACUACAGCGUGCUGGAGCACACGCGAUCGCAUCUACACAACAAACUGCUGCAGCGAAAAUACUUUCUUAAGCAGCUGCAGCUGCUGUACGCGCAGCUGGACAAAACCAGAAACUAUCAAGAGUUUGUGGACACGCUGAUAGGCAACCGGGAGUUGCUGCGUGAGAUCUUUGUGCUUGACCGCCAGGAGAAGCUGGUAUCACCGACGGUCGAGUGGAGCAAGUACGGCGUCGACGUCGAGGCCUACUUGAUGGAGCAUGGAAAUAGACAGCUGGUCAACGAGAGCGGCUGGGUGUUUAAGGAUAUGUAA